CCACUGGUCCCUUCUAAGUUUGCUCGUUCCAUUUAUCCCAAUCCAUAAUUCCCUGGAUUCAUUUUUUCUUUCGUCAAAGAAAAUUUCUAAUCUAAAUAAGAUUAUAAAAAGAAAAGAAAAAUCUAAGGUUGUCUUUUGGAUCAGUCAGACCGUUGCUAUAAGGUCGAGUCUGCAUUUUCAUACAGUGAUUGAUUGUACAAGUAGGAAGAAAGAAAUGCGUGCGGCAAUUUGGUUUGCUCUGAGGAGAUCAUUCCACUGCAGUACCGACCCGGCGGAGGUCUCGGGCCCAGCGAAGCAUCAGAGGACUACCAAGUCGAAGGCCCGUUUGAGAAGUUGCGGCUGCUCGAGGUCGAUAUCGACCCUGAGGGAUGUCGUUCAGGGCAGCAGCAGGAGGCACUCGGGGAGGCCACAAAGCUGUAGCCCGAGAUCGAUUGCUAGCAGCGAGUUCAUGAACACGAUCACACACGAAGUCGUCUUCAAAGACUCCAAGUGCGAGAUCAAGAUCCUCAGCAUCAACAACGGCGGAGGGAAAGUGAGGACUGGGAGUCUGGGUUCUGGUUCUGGCUUUGUGGGCUCUCUCACGCCAGGGACUCCCGGGCCAAGAGGCCUGCAUAUAGUCCCAGGAUCGGGUUAUGAUCAUCCUCGAAAGCAGACUGUUGGUACUCCAACAAGGAAGGGCAGGAGGGGCGCUUCCCGGAAGACAAAGGAACGCCCUGGAGUCAGGUCGGAGUCCGUUGUUGGGAACUCUUUGGUGCUUACGUGCCAGAAAUGCGGUGAGGAGUUCAAGAAGUUGGAUGCUGUUGAAUCCCAUCAUCUUUCACAGCAUGCUGUCACUGCACUAAUUGAAGGAGACUCGUCGAGGAAGAUAGUGGAGAUAAUCUGCCAAGCCAGCUGGUUAAAAUCCGACACUCGGACUGGCCACAUUGAUCGAGUACUGAAGGUCCAUAAUAUGCAGAGGACCCCAGCCCGAUUCGAAGAGUACCGUGAAAUGGUCAAGAUAAGAGCCAGCAAGCUCUCCAAGAAACAUCCUCGAUGUCUCGCCGAUGGGAAUGAGCUUCUGAGGUUCUACGGAACGGUCCUCGCUUGUUCACUGGGGUCCAAAUCCUCGGGCCUGUGCGGGUCCGAGAACUGUGGGGUCUGUCGUAUCCUGAGGCGCGGGUUUCCCUCCAAGAAGGAGCUGAAUGACUCCAUAGGAAUAUUCACAGCCUCGACAAGCGGAAGGGCCAUCGAAUCGAUUUGUCUCAGAAAGGAAGACCAGUCUCUGAGGAAGGCCCUGGUGGUUUGCAGGGUGAUCGCCGGGAGAGUCCAUAGGCCUCUCGAGAACUUCCAGGAAGCUGCCAUUAAUCCAUCAGGGUUCGAUUCUGUGGCCGGCAAAGUCGGCUGUUUUUCAAACAUCGAAGAGUUGUAUGUGUUGAAUCCAAAGGCGCUUCUGCCUUGUUUCGUGGUAAUAUGCAAGCCGUAAUCGAGCAAAAUCCCUAGGACAUCACAUUAGUAAAAUCUGUCUUCCUUGUUAACACUUUCCUUUGUAAAAUGUUCUUCUUGUCAGAGAUGCAAUAAUAUACACUGUCAAGCCUUAUAUGUGUAUAGUGCAUGGUUAUGUU
Messenger RNA from Punica granatum (pomegranate), 1601 nucleotides. Lineage: Eukaryota; Viridiplantae; Streptophyta; Magnoliopsida; Myrtales; Lythraceae. The record is from RefSeq and is a predicted model, not a curated record.